Messenger RNA from Acanthosepion pharaonis, 543 nucleotides. Lineage: Eukaryota; Metazoa; Mollusca; Cephalopoda; Sepiida; Sepiidae. The record is from the annotation of a GenBank genome assembly.
AUGUAUAGAAUUCUAUUUAUUGGCAAACGACCAUCUCAGAGCAUCCAGCUCUCUUUCACAUUCUCAUUCCUCAUCUCCAGCCCAACUGCCUCCUAUACUGCGUCUGGUCUAAACUAUCUAUCUAUUUAUCACAUAUUCUUCAUAUCUAUCUGUCUUACUUUCUAUCUAUCUAUUUCAUAUUCUUCAUAUCUAUUUAUCUAUCUAGCUAUCUCAUAUCUAUCUCAUAUUCUUCACAUCUAUCUAUUUACCUAUCUAGCUAUCUAUAACAUAUCUAUCUCAUAUUCUUCACACCUAUCUAUCUAUCUAUCUAUCUAUCUAUCUAUCUAUCUAUCUAUCUAUCUCAUAUUCUUCAUAUCUAUCUUAUUCUUCACAUCUAUUUAUCUAUCUCGCUAUCUCAUAUUUUUCAUAUCUAUCUAUCUAUCUAUCUAUCUAUCUAUCUCAUAUUCAUCACAUCUAUUUAUCUAUCUCAUAUUCUUCAUAUCUAUCAAUCUAUCUAUCUAUCUAUCUAUCUAUCUAUCUAUCUAUUUUCAUAUUAAGAAAUAG